UUUUUUUUAAUUAAAAAAUGAAUAAAUAAAAACUUAAUUCAAUUUUGUCAUUUGCACAUACUAGUACAUGUUAACCAUCAAUCUCUUAUCUUUGCCUAACUCUCUAGUGCACCACCAAAUUCGUACAAAUAUUACUUUUGUGAGUAUAAAGAGGUGAGGCCAAACCAAAGAGUAGUUGUAGCCCCUGCCUGUGAUUAACUACUUGUUAGUUAUAUACAUAUAAGAGUCAAUGGCAAUUGCAGCGGCAAACUCAUCACCCACCAUGAGCCUGAGCCAAAGCCAGAGCCAAGAGGAUGCCACAACCACCACCACCUCCACCACCAACGACAACAAACCCGACGAUCACGAGCACGACAUGGUCAUGCCUGGCUUUCGCUUCCACCCAACUGAAGAAGAGCUCGUUGAAUUCUACCUUCGCCGUAAGGUUGAGGGCAAGCGUUUCAAUGUGGAACUCAUUACUUUCCUUGAUCUUUAUCGCUAUGACCCUUGGGAGCUUCCUGCCUUGGCAGCUAUAGGUGAGAAGGAAUGGUACUUCUAUGUGCCCCGAGAUAGAAAGUAUCGCAACGGUGAUCGUCCCAAUCGUGUCACUACCUCUGGGUAUUGGAAGGCAACGGGAGCUGACAGGAUGAUCCGAACAGAGAACUUUCGCUCAAUCGGCCUCAAGAAAACCCUAGUUUUCUAUUCUGGGAAAGCUCCCAAAGGUAUCCGAACCAGUUGGAUUAUGAACGAGUAUCGCUUGCCGCAACAUGAAACUGAACGAUAUCAAAAGGCUGAGAUAUCGCUUUGCCGGGUGUACAAGAGAGCUGGAGUAGAGGAUCAUCCCUCCCUCCCUCGUUGUCUCCCGACCCGGCCAUCCUCAUCAAGAGCAUCACAUUCAGACAAUAAGAAGCACAAUGAAAUAAUGGUUCACCACAACAUGGGAUUUGUGGGACAAUCGAAGCCAACUGAACAAAUAGUUGACAAGAUGAACGAAACGGAGGCAAGCAGUGAUGUCACCACAACUCUUGGACUUUCCAAGUACAAUGCUUACCGUGCUGCAAUGGGUGCACUUAGCACUACAAUGGGACUACCAGUGGUUCCAAUGGACGAGGAAGCGUUGAUGAUGAUGCAGCAGCAACAGCAGCAGCAACAACAACAAGCCAAGCAAGCUGCCACCAUCUUCUCUGCUGGCCCUUCUAAUUCGAACAAUGCAGUGAUGGAUGAUCUGAAUAGGCUUGUGAGUUACCAACAGCAGUACUACAAUGUUCAAAGCCAUCCCAAUCAGUUCUCCAGUUUGCUGAUGCAACCAUCACCAAUGUCUCUCAACUCGCUACCAAAUCCACUUCCAACCACCUUCUCUGACCGACUGUGGGAGUGGAAUCCAAUUCCUGAGCCAAAUCAAGAGUACAGCAACAUGUCCUUCAAGUAAUGACUCAAUUAUAUCUGUGAACUGCACAUACAUAUAUAUAUAUAUAUAUAUAGAUAGAGACAUUUAUCUGUGCUAAUUUCUACUAUAAACUUUAUUUAGGUUGUUUCCGUUACUCUAAUUAAUUAAUCUGCUAUCUUAUCUUAGAUUUCAAUAACAUAAUUGUAUGACUCAUGUUGAUCAAUCAUCAAUAUGU
Abrus precatorius (Indian licorice) is the source of this 1601-nucleotide messenger RNA. Its product is annotated as NAC domain-containing protein 35. The transcript is spliced from 3 exons. NCBI's taxonomy places the organism in Eukaryota, Viridiplantae, Streptophyta, Magnoliopsida, Fabales, Fabaceae. The record is from RefSeq and is a predicted model, not a curated record. Gene Ontology annotation, molecular function: DNA binding. Gene Ontology annotation, biological process: regulation of DNA-templated transcription. The coding region runs from base 230 to 1408 and encodes 392 amino acids.